Messenger RNA from Annulohypoxylon maeteangense, 1909 nucleotides. Its product is annotated as Mis12-Mtw1 protein family-domain-containing protein. Gene Ontology annotation, biological process: mitotic sister chromatid segregation; cell division. Lineage: Eukaryota; Fungi; Ascomycota; Sordariomycetes; Xylariales; Hypoxylaceae. The record is from RefSeq and is a predicted model, not a curated record. The coding region runs from base 113 to 1645 and encodes 510 amino acids. Gene Ontology annotation, cellular component: MIS12/MIND type complex. The transcript has 4 exons.
UAUACAUUUUUCGCGCUACUGCCCGAUCGAGGCGUUCGUCAAACUUCACCAAAUCCGCGCGACUCCAACUCCGAAAUAAUCUCGAACAGAUGCGCACUCUACCCCAGCGUCCAUGACUACCCUCGUGCAAACCCGUCAGCCACUACAAGUCCUGAGCAUGAGCAAUCAGCCCAAGCGUCGUAGGAGCUCGCGCCUCGCCGCAUAUGAUGAGCAGGAUGGUGACUUUCAUUUCACGCGAGGAUCGAAGCGGAUAAAGACGCAGCCAGAAGCGAUACCUGAGGACGAACCAGCGCCAGCGCCAGCUCCAGCUCCAGCACCAAAACAAAAAUCAGCACCCAUAGCAAGAAGAGGCAGACCGAAACAGAAUAAAGAAGUACCGUCACCACAACCCGCUCCGGUAUCUGCACCAGCACCAGCACCUGCCCCUGCACCCAGGAGAAAUGCGAAGAGGAGGUCUAGUCAAAUGUCAGAUGAUCAAGAUGAAGCGCAAACACCGCCACAACCACCACCUGGACCGGCACAGAGAAGUACACGGCGAAGAGGUCGACCGUCUGCGGAAAAGACAGAGAAGGAACCGGUGAAGGCUACGAAUGGGAUUAUUAAUAAAAAGAAGAAGCGGGUCGAAGAGGUGCACGAGGAGGAAGAGCCCCAAGAAGAAAUUCAAGCAAUCGAAUCAACGCCCAGAGACGAGCCCAGAGGAAGAAAUGGAGAUAAUGCUUUGGAGUCUAAGAAGAUCGCGCUGCCGUUUAGUGAUACGCCGAUCAUGAACCGAAACAAAGAGAUGCGGAGGAAAACAGGUGCCCGAAGAAGCAGUCUAGGCAUGCGCGGACGGCGAGCAAGCUCACUCAUAGAAAAUGGCCACAAUGCGAUACCGCACAAGGCGGUGGACUCCGGCGAGUUCUACAAGCAUAUCGAGGCCGAGCUGAUGGAACCGCGCCGGAUGAAGCAGCUAUUAACGUGGUGUGGAGAACGAGCAUUAUCAGAGAAACCACCGUUAGGGUCUACGAAUUCUAAUGAGAUUCUAGGGGCCCGAGCGAUUCAGGAUCAACUAUUGAAGGAUUUUGCUUCGAGGUCGGAGUUCUCUGACUGGUUUGCUCGAGAAGAUAUACCGCGCCCUCCGGCUAUAGUGAAGCCGAACCCGCGAAAUAUCGAGCACGAGGAAAAAAUAAGUGAGCUUGAGGAGAGGAUAAAACGAUUAAAAGCAGAAAAGCGAACAUGGCAAUCCCUCAAACAGCCGCCCCCCGAACUCCCACCGCUCUUCCCCGAAACAGACACGAAGUCUCUCCCGCUCCCAGACGCCUCCCUCCUCGACGCAGACGAAGCUCAGAUUCUAAACUCCCUCAUGAACCCGCCCGCCUCUUCUUCCUCUAUCCUAAAGCCGCAGAAACUGCAGCAACGGCUCCGUGCUAUGCACGAAUCCCUCGAGUACAGCAUCGACCAACUCUCCGCAAACGUGCACAAGCUAGAGCGAACAGUGGCUUCAGGCACCUUCCAAGCAGACAAAGUUCUCGCUCUCAGCGCGGCGAGAUUGAAGGAACGGGAGGAGAAGGAGAGAAAGAGCGCCGGCACGAAGGAUAUGCCUGUUAUGGAGGUCCUGAGAAGUCUGGGUAGGAUACUGCCGCCAGAGAGCGGGGGCGGGGGUUGAUGUGUAUUGGUAUAUCAACCUCUAACCGAGGAAAGAAAAAAAAGAAUUACCCCCGUCCGGAUUACUUGUCCGUCUGUCUGUCCGUGUUGCCUCGGCUCCGGGAGCAGGAGAAUGGAAUGGGGAAUGACCUUUUUUAAGGCUGCUUGUUUGCUUGACUGAUUACUUGUUGUGCUUUUUUGGUUUGGAAGAUACCACUACCGUCGAAUGAAUGGCGAAUGGCAUUGAGGGGGGUAAACGGCGUUUCGUGGACGUGUUGGGGUUGUU